CUGACUCAACUGCUCUGGUAUCUCUGUGACUGCAGGUGUUAAUUUGGGGGCCUCUGGGCCCUGAGCUUAUUGGGUGCCACGAAAGAAACAUGAGAAUCCGGAGCUCCCUCCUCCUCGUAGUCCUCCUGGCUUUGGAGACUCAGCUGCCUGUUGUCUUGUGUAGAAAGAAGGGAGACAAAUUGGGGGGCUGCCCACCAGACGACGGGCCCUGCAGCCAGGUGAUUCCUGAUCAGUGCGCGAAUGACAAACAGUGUCCCUCUUCCUGGAAGUGCUGCUCCCGAGCCUGCUUCCUCCAGUGUAUGCCUAGAGUCUUUGUAAAGCUGGGCAAAUGCCCCGUGGAUCAACUCCAUUGCCUCAGUCCUAGAAAGCACUUGUGUGACAAAGACUUGGACUGCUCCGGCAAGAAGCGGUGCUGUGUUAGCGCCUGUGGCCGGGACUGCCGAGACCCCAGCAAAGGCUAAUUCUGCCUUAGGAUCUGUGACUCUGCAUCCCAGGUGUGGUUCCCACCAGGAAGAGAUCAUGAUGUGGGGGCCAGGGAUCCUGCAACCCAGAUCAUCUCUCCAGAGACAGUUGUAGCCUUCUGACAAACACUGGUCCGUUGUCACCUCCCUUACUCAUGUCUCCUGCUUCUCUUCUGAGUGCCAAGGUUCACACCAACAUCAAAAGCACAGCUCAUCGCUCCAGCUCCCCACCCCACUGUCGUGCUGAGCUUCCCACCCUACCUCACAGCCAUUUUUAUAUCUCUCUGUUCAUUGUUUCCUCCACUUAAAGUGCCGAGUCAGGCAGCUCCUUCUCUCCCGAGCCCUGAACCCACCUUCAGACAAUCCUCCCUCAAAAAUGUGUAUACAGCAAGAAUUUUCCAAACAUCAGUCCAUCCAUACAUGUGUUUCAGUCCCCACCAUCCCUGAAGAACCAGCCCAUAGCAUGUAAAGUUGUGGGAAGCACCCUGUACAUCUAGUUACUUAACGUCUUCAUUUAAAUGGCUUCCUUUUGGAAGGUUCAUUUCCAAGGGAUGGUGUUGGGGGAGGGGAGGGCAGAGGAGGUUUGGUGCCACAAAGGUAAAUAAGACCUGCAAGGUCACUCACUGGCCAGAGACAGCACAGAACUUCAAAGCCAAGUGCAAUGAAAACAGUAAUCCCGUUAA
Molecule: messenger RNA, 1144 nt
Organism: Rattus norvegicus (Norway rat)
Lineage: Eukaryota; Metazoa; Chordata; Mammalia; Rodentia; Muridae
Gene: Wfdc5
Product: WAP four-disulfide core domain 5
Cellular component (GO): extracellular region
Molecular function (GO): peptidase inhibitor activity
Source: RefSeq, marked validated